AUGCUUGAGAAAACGAACUCGAACUGUCAGUUAGCACACGCUCUGAACUACAACCUGAGCAAUUGCAACAUAGACGACAAAGGCUGGGUGUUUUAUCAUUUGCUUGGGCAAAGGAAGGUGCCUUGCAGUAAAAUGAAGAACUGUAAAUAUGGAGGAAAAACAGUCAUUGAUCUUAACGAUGGACCUGGAUCAGAUCCUUACAAGUGUAGAUGUGAAGAAAAAUACGAAGGGAAUCUUUGUGAAUAUAUUACAGGCCUCUUCUCUGAAUCCACGAUACUCUCUGGAAUACUUCACUUAUAUCAAAAUUUGCUACAAACAUGGAUUGGAAGAAGCUAUAAUACAUUGCUUUGUUGGCGCGCAAGUAGAGACGGAUGGGCAGCAGCUACAUUCCACACAAGAUGUGAUCACAAGAAACCAACUGUUACCUUCAUAAAAGUUGGUGAAUAUAUCUUUGGUUUCUUCGUUACAGAGUCUUGGGAAGGAAGUCGCUACAAGGAAGCUCCGGGUUCUUUCAUUUUCUCGUUACGCAACAAGGAAAACCUAGCUCCAUUUAAAGCUCCAUUGAAAGACGAAAGUCAUGGCAACGCCGUGUGUGCCAAUCCCAGUUAUGGACCAACAAUAGGGGGUGGCCAUGAUAUUCACAUCUCCGACAACGCUCAUUCUAAUACCAACUCAUACACAAACUUCGGGCAUACUUAUGAAGCUGCAGAAAACGUCGGCAAAGACACCAUCCUGGCAGGGACAAAAAAAUUCUCUCCUUCUGAACUGGAAGUGUUUCAUCUUGUAUAAACCCGAACAUAGCGUCGCCUGCAAAAGAAUUUGAGUAUACAACACCGUUUUACUAUUGAUGACAAUAUGUAAAUAUUUUGAAACAAUUUUAUUCUCACAUGCUUACACUCAUCAUCAGGAAGCUUCUCUUCUCGGUAGAAGCCUCUUAAAAAGGCCAUUAGGGUGCUGAGGAUUUAGGACAGCAACCCGACUAGGACAGCUAAAAAUUAAUAUACUUAAAAUAAACUUGUUCCUUUAAUUUCAAUCGUUUGUAAA
Molecule: messenger RNA, 1044 nt
Organism: Dendronephthya gigantea
Lineage: Eukaryota; Metazoa; Cnidaria; Anthozoa; Malacalcyonacea; Nephtheidae
Exons: 4
Coding region: 1-789 (262 amino acids)
Source: RefSeq, a predicted model, not a curated record